This is a messenger RNA of Raphanus sativus (radish), 1124 nucleotides long. RefSeq names its product GATA transcription factor 3. NCBI's taxonomy places the organism in Eukaryota, Viridiplantae, Streptophyta, Magnoliopsida, Brassicales, Brassicaceae. Gene Ontology annotation, biological process: positive regulation of DNA-templated transcription. Gene Ontology annotation, molecular function: sequence-specific DNA binding; zinc ion binding. The record is from RefSeq and is a predicted model, not a curated record. Gene Ontology annotation, cellular component: nucleus. The transcript is spliced from 3 exons. The coding region runs from base 166 to 951 and encodes 261 amino acids.
UAACUUUUGGAAAUGGAAGCACAAACACAAAAACACAAAGUCUCUGUUCUAUCUUUUAACCCAUUCAAGAAUCGUCCUUUACUUUCAGUGCCUCUCUUACUUUGCCUAUCUCCUACUCCUCUGUUUCUACGCCUUCUCUCAGCCUUUCUUGUUCUAUCAGAGUGAAUGGAGCUGUGGACAGAAGGUAGAGCCCUAAAGGCAAGUCUAAGAGGAGAAGCAAUAAAGCAUCAGGUGAUUGUGUCUGAGGAACUAAGCCGAACUUCUUCUGCUGAAGAUUUCUCCGUUGAGUGUUUCCUCGAUUUCUCAGAAGAAGGUCAAGAACAAGAAGAAGAAGAAGGAUCUGUAUCUGUUUGUUCUUCACAAGAAGAACAAGGUUGUCGUAUCUUUAGUUCACAACCUCGCAUCUUUGAUCAACUUCCUUCCUUGCCGGAUGAAGAUGUGGAAGAGCUUGAAUGGGUAUCUCGUGUUGUGGAUGAUUGUUCUUCACCAGAAGUCUCACUUCUCUUCACACAAACCCACAAAACCAAACCAAGCUUCUCAUCUUCAAUUCCGGUUAAACCAAGAACCAAACGGUCUCGGAACAGCUUAACCGGUGACCGGGUGUGGCCACUAGUUUCAAUCAACCAACAUGCAGCAGGAGAGCAGUGUAAGAAGAAGAAACUUGAAACGGCGCUUGUGUUUCAAAGAAGAUGCAGCCAUUGUGGCACAAACACCACACCUCAGUGGAGAACCGGUCCGGCCGGUCCAAAAACCUUAUGCAAUGCAUGUGGAGUCCGGUUUAAGUCCGGUAGGCUCUGCCCGGAGUACAGACCGGCGGAUAGUCCGACGUUCUCAAAUGAGAUCCACUCAAAUCUUCAUAGGAAGGUUAUGGAACUGAGAAAGAGUAAAGAGUUAGGUGAAGAGAGAGGAGAAGCUACUACUAAAUCAGACCAGGUCAAAUUUGGCAGCUAAGUGGUAGAGAAGACUUAGGUAAAAUGAAAACCUACUUGUUUUAACAUUAUCUCUAGUUUUGUAAAAUUUAACAACUUGGUCCAAAACAUAUUAAGCUGUUUUGGAAUUAGUGUCUGAAAAGGGUUGUUCUCUAUAAACAAAGAUUAUGUAUUUUUAAAGAUGUUAGACCACCA